Molecule: messenger RNA, 3517 nt
Organism: Xiphophorus hellerii (green swordtail)
Lineage: Eukaryota; Metazoa; Chordata; Actinopteri; Cyprinodontiformes; Poeciliidae
Product: E3 ubiquitin/ISG15 ligase TRIM25-like
Biological process (GO): protein ubiquitination
Molecular function (GO): ubiquitin-protein transferase activity; zinc ion binding; protein binding
Source: RefSeq, a predicted model, not a curated record
CCUGUAAACAAAGCGGCUGUAGCAACACUGAACCAGUGUGUUCUUGUUUUUUCUGUUAUUUUCUGGCUCCUCUGUAGUGUUUUUAAAAAUGGCUCAGGGUGGAGUGGUUCUGGACAAGGACCAGUUUAACUGCUCCAUAUGCCUGGACGUGCUGAAAAACCCAGUGACCAUCCCCUGCGGACACAGCUACUGCUCGGACUGCAUCCAGAACUACUGGGACCAAGACGACUUUCUCGGGGUCUUCGUCUGCCCGCAGUGCCGACAGAGCUUUAGCCCGAGGCCGGUGCUUGCCAGGAACACCAUGCUCACCGAUGUGGUGGAGAAAUUCAAGACAACUACGCUCCUGGCUGCCUCGGUACCGAGGGAUAACCGAUGUCUGGCCAAAGCUGACGACGUGGAGUGUGACGUCUGCACCGGGAGGAAAAUAAAGGCUGUCAAGUCCUGCUUGGUGUGCCUGGCCUCCUACUGCGAUGUUCACCUCCAGCCUCACUACGAGUCCGCUGCCUUCAAGAAGCACAAGCUGGUUUCGGCCUCCAAGCGGCUCCAGGAGACGAUCUGUCCCCAGCACGACAAGCUGCUGGAAGUGUACUGUCGCACCGACAGGCGCUGCAUUUGCUACCUGUGUCUGACAGACGAGCACAAAGGACACGACACGGUGCUGGCCGAGGCAGAAACACAACACAUGAAGAUGCAGCUUAGUGACAUGAGGCAGAGCUCGCAGUUCAAGAUUCAGCAAAGAGAGAAAGAGGCACAAGAUCUGAGACAAGCUGUUUUUUCUCUCGCUCGUUCGGCACGGGCUGCUGCUGAAGAGAGCGACGCCAUUUUUACGGAGCUCAUUCGCCAGAUAGAGCUGAAGCGCUUUGAACUGAGAGAGCUCAUCAAAGAACAGGAAAAGACGGCCAUCGGUGAAGCCGAGCAGCUGCUGGACAAGAUCCAGAAGGAAAUUGCUGAACUGAAGAAGAACGAGGCCGAACUUGACCUCCUGUCCCACACUGAUGACCCCGUCCAGUUCCUCCAGAGUUGUCAGUCCCUUCAUGCCUCACCUACGCUGUCAGCUUCUCCUUUGCUCAACAUGAACCCGGGCCUCUCCUUCAGGCCCAGUGAUGACAGCGGUGUCCGACUUCAAGGGACUGCUGCAAGAAGUGUGCCAGGGAGGAUUUGUCAGCAUCUAUUGAAAGAUGUUACAAUCAUGAUGAUUCAGAAUCCUGAGUCCUCAGAGUCUCAGUGUGACUCUCCCCUCGCUGGUGAGGCUGGGGCAGCUGCACAGAUGGAGUCACCAAUAAUUCUGCCUCCCCUUAGUCUGGACCAACCAGCUGUCAGUCCUCUGAACCCGUUCUUUGCCCAGGGACCAUUUGCCUUCUCACCGUUUGACAUGAGUCAGGGCUUUCCCCUGGAACAAAACAAGCUUCAGGUUACUUUUAAAGGUCAUCUACUAUGGCCCAGCCUGGUGUGGGUCUACAUGGGACUGAUCUCUGCUUUCUUUACCUGGGAGGGCCUUCCCCAGGUGUGCCUUGCUGUGAUUGGAGGCUUCAUGGUGCAGCAGGAGAGUGCAAUGGCAGCCGCAACUAUCUCUGUAGAUCAAGACGAGUUUUGCUGUCCUGUGUGCCUAGAGGUUCUGCGAGAUCCCGUGACCAUCCCGUGUGGACACAGCUACUGUCUGGACUGCAUUGAGGAUUACUGGAACACAGCGAAGCAGAAAGACCAGUACAGCUGCCCCCAGUGCAGGCAGGUGUUCAAUCCCAAACCCCUGCUGAGCAGGAACACCGUUCUGGCCGAAGUGGUGGAAAAGUUUCUGAAAAGUGAAGUUCAGUCUGCGGCCCAGCACCUGGCGAAACCCGAGGAGGUGAAAUGCAGCGUCUGUAAGGGCAGGAAGAACAGAGCUGUGGAAUCCUGUCCCCAGUGCCUGGAGUCUUUCUGCCUGGCUCACCUGAAAGGACAUGAAGAGCGCUUUCACAGAAAAGGACACAAGCUGAUCCCAGCCACAGAUAGGCUGAAGGAGAAGCUGUGCCAACAGCACGAAAAGCUGCUGCGUCUGUACUGCCUCAAUGACCAGCAGUGUGUGUGCUCGCUGUGUGUUAAGGAGAGACACAAGGGCCACAACACGGUGCCGGUGGUGGAGGAGAGAAGCAAUCAGCAGAAAAAACUCAAAGAAACUUCUUUGAAGUCAGUACAGAAACUGAAGGAUGCAGAGAAGGAACUGAGAUACGCCAUAAGAUACAUGAAGCAUUCCACAGAGGCUGUGGUGGAGGAGAGUGAAAGGAUUUUCUCCAAGUUGAUUCGAUCCAUUGAGAAACAAAGCGGAGAGGUGAAGGAGAUGAUCAAAUCCCAGGAGAGACUGGUGGUUGGUCAGGCCGAGGAGAUGCUGGAGAAGAUCCAGAGGGAGUUGGCUGAGCACCGGAGGACCGAGGCUGAGCUGGAGAGGCUGUCUCGCACGGAGGACCACAUCCACUUCCUCCAGAAAUGCAAGUCUCUCCAUUUCCCUAUGAAGACUGUGGAGAUGCCCAACACGGAUGCCCUGACGUAUUUCAUGUAUAAAACAAUGAAAGACGGCCUGGGCGACCUGAAAGGAGGCCUGGAGGAAACACUUCAAAGGGAAUUCAGCAGAGUUUCUGAUAAAGUAUACUCGCUGAAGGAGAGCAUCAAUCCAAACAUCAGUGAAAAGACCAAAGCUAGAGACGCCGACAUUCCUUACACCACGGAACCGAGGAAAAGAACCGAUUUUCUCCAAUAUUACAACGACUUGACGUUGGACAUGAACACAGCCAACUCCUACCUGAGCGUCUCCGACAGCCGGAGGUCAGUGACAACCCGCUCAGAGCCGCAGCCCUACCCCGACCACCCGGACCGCUUCACCAGCUGGGCCCAGGUGUUGUGCAGAGCAGGGAUAGCGGGCCGAUGUUACUGGGAGGUGGAGUGGGCUGGGAGUGGGGGGGUCUCAGUUGGCAUCUGCUACAAGAACAUGAACAGGAUUGGAGGAGGGAGCGACUGCAAACUGGGCCAUAACUCUAAAUCCUGGAGCUUAGACUGCAUCAACACCACCUGCUCGUUCCAGCACAACAAGGAAAGCGUUGCCAUCGUGACUCCCUGUGGGAGCCGAAUAGGAGUGUAUCUGGAUUUCAGGGCUGGGACGCUAACGUUCUACAAUGUUUCUGAUUCAAUGAUUCUGCUCCACAAGGAGAAGACAACAUUCACCCAGCCAGUGUACCCGGUGUUUUGGGUCGGCUUGGGCUCUACACUGAAGGUGUGCUCUCUUUAAACUAGAAUCCUGCUUUAGUAGCACUUUAGAAGUUGUCUCGUAAAUAAUUAUAUAGAAAUAAAAGACAGAUUUAUGCUCUAGGUUCAGCUUUAUUAACCCCACAAGCUGUAAGCAGCAUCAACACUUUGGUAUUGAAGGUUAGAUCUUGUUGAAGGCAGCGACAUCUACACUCUGGACCUGCAGAGAAACACAGUUACAUAGGUUACAAAUGUAUUGAUAUGUACAUUUUAUUUAAGAGAAAUAAAGAUGAACUUAAAAGCA